This is a messenger RNA of Limulus polyphemus (Atlantic horseshoe crab), 728 nucleotides long. RefSeq names its product dual specificity protein phosphatase 23-like. The record is from RefSeq and is a predicted model, not a curated record. The transcript has 2 exons. Gene Ontology annotation, biological process: protein dephosphorylation; cilium assembly. Lineage: Eukaryota; Metazoa; Arthropoda; Merostomata; Xiphosura; Limulidae. Bases 170 to 637 code for a protein of 155 amino acids. Gene Ontology annotation, molecular function: protein tyrosine/serine/threonine phosphatase activity.
GUCGUUGGCGGCAAUAUCUUUCCGUAAUCUGUAAGAAAUAAUGAUUCGUUUUGUGUGUAUUUAUAAAGUGUAAAUUUUACGUCAUGUUAUUUUCAUAUUAUCUUUAUUCACAACAUAGCUAGUGAUCACUUAUCGAAAUACCUAAAUAAACUUAAUUUAUAUAUUGAAAAUGGGUUCAUAUCCGCCUAGAUACUUUUCGUGGAUAGAGGACGGAAAACUCGCUGCUUUCGGAUGGCCUUCUACACCUGCCAAUCUACGAUAUCUGAUAGAUAACGGUAUCGUCCAUUUAGUGACUUUGUCGCCGGAAAAACGACCGUUCAUUCACGCUUUUCCAGAGUUGGAAUGGACUGAAAUAAAAAUACGAGAAUUUGAUCCUCCAACUAUAACUCAGAUAGAGAAAUUUAUGAAAGUAUGUGAUAAAGCUUUUCAGAAAACAGAGGCUGUUGGAGUACAUUGUAGAAUGGGCAGAGGCCGGACAGGAACAAUGUUAGCUUGUUAUUUUGUUAAGUUUCAUAGCAUGUCUCCCAGAGAUGCUGUCGACACAGUGAGAAAACUUCGACCUGGUUCUGUAGAGACUUACUCUCAGGAAGUGACUGUCAUGGAUUAUCAUAUAUACCUAUGUAAAAAUUAUAAUUAAGAGAAUAACUGUGGUAUUCUAAAUUUAGCAUGUAUAAUGUGUAUUUAAUAACAAGUAUUUCUGAAAGGAGAAACAAUGGCAUAAUCCUUUA